ACUAUCAUCGUUUGUUGUAUUUUUAGGUUAAGCCUACUUACUUGGCCUAGUUUCACCGUUAAUAACAAUUUUAAAUAUAAAUUAAAGCAUAUCGUCCACUUUGAUGAGUUUCAAGUGCUAAUCAGAUCAACUGAUUUUUAAAUGGCAUCGUUUUCUAGACUGAAUAAAAUUGCUUUGUUAGGCUUAGGCGCUGUAGGUGGUACCUUAGCUUAUUAUCAAAUCGGUAAAUCUGAGAAAAAAUUCCACGUUCAAAAUUCAUGGACGACGAAUUUCACGCCAAGUGUGAAAUGGGAAAAAAAUUGGGACCAUCGCGAACCUGAAUCAAUAGUCAAACCAGUCCAAUCAAAUAAGCCAGAAGAUGAAAACCGAUACAAUGAGCAGAUUGAAAAGUCUAAAAGCAAAGCUGUGAGGCAUUUGUUUUUAAUACGUCACGGACAGUAUAACAUAGAUGGAGCAACUGACAAGGAGAGAAUCUUAACAGAAUUGGGCAGACAACAAGCAGAUCUAACUGGUAAACGGCUAGCCGAUUUAGAUAUAAAAUGGGAUCUACUGGUUCGAUCAACAAUGACCAGAGCUCAAGAGACAGCUACCAUUAUAGCAAAACAUCUACCCAAAGAUCUAGAAGUUAAAGACUGCCAACUGAUCGAGGAAGGUGCUCCCAUUCCACCAGAGCCCCCUGUGGGGCACUGGAGACCAGAACCCAAACAGUUCUUCCAGGACGGCGCGCGCAUCGAGGCGGCGUUCCGGCGCUACUUCCACCGCGCGCCGCCCGAGCAGCCGCGGGACUCCUACACGCUGCUCGUGUGCCACGCCAACGUCAUCCGCUUCUUCGUCUGCAAGGCGCUGCAGUUCCCGCCGGAGGGCUGGCUGCGGAUAUCGCUGAACCACGGCUCCAUAACGUGGCUGUCCAUCCUGCCCAACGGCAACGUGGUGCUGCGCGCCCUCAGCGACACGGGACACAUGCAGCCGCACUGCAUCACCAGCCGGAAUACCAACGGCCAAAGAAAUGAAAAUGUCAAAGAGAGCUGUCGAUAAUGGAAGACUUUAUAAAUCAAAAAUCAUAAACAAAAGUAGACUGAUUUCGUUUGUAAGAGCAAUUGGAUUACGGUAAUUUUGUUUUCAAUUACGUAUUGCGAGACUUCGAAUUUGAUCGAUGACGUAACUGAAUAUUAAAUACGUAUUUUUUAAAUUUAACUAUGAUUUAAUUUUAACUUAUUUUGUCUAUGGUCCAAUUCGAAAAGUUUUUGUGCAUCUUUCAGACAAGUUUAAUUCUUCUCAAAUUACUUAAAUAUAAUAAAUACUACAAAAAGUACGCCACACUUUAGAAUAUCGCUAAGAAUUUAAUGAUAAUUAAAAAAUUGAGUAACAUUUCUUUUUUCAAAUAUCACUAUUAAAAAAAGAAACAUUUAAAA
Vanessa atalanta (red admiral) is the source of this 1412-nucleotide messenger RNA. RefSeq names its product serine/threonine-protein phosphatase Pgam5, mitochondrial (gene Pgam5). Bases 142 to 1035 code for a protein of 297 amino acids. Gene Ontology annotation, biological process: positive regulation of mitochondrial fission. Gene Ontology annotation, cellular component: mitochondrion. The record is from RefSeq and is a predicted model, not a curated record. The transcript has 6 exons. NCBI's taxonomy places the organism in Eukaryota, Metazoa, Arthropoda, Insecta, Lepidoptera, Nymphalidae.